Molecule: messenger RNA, 3492 nt
Organism: Dictyostelium discoideum AX4
Lineage: Eukaryota; Evosea; Eumycetozoa; Dictyosteliales; Dictyosteliaceae
Product: transmembrane protein
Exons: 3
Coding region: 1-3492 (1163 amino acids)
Biological process (GO): phospholipid transport
Cellular component (GO): membrane
Molecular function (GO): nucleotide binding; magnesium ion binding; ATPase-coupled intramembrane lipid carrier activity
Source: RefSeq, a predicted model, not a curated record
AUGAAACUUGGAAAAUUAAAAAUUAGAAGAAAGAAGGCUAGACCAUCAUAUCCAAUUAUAGAGAUUAGACCAAAUAAAACCACAGAAAAUGAUGUAAAUAAAAGCAAAGGAUAUAAAUCAAAUGAUAUUUCAACAACAAAAUAUACAAGAUAUAAUUUUAUAUUUAAGAAUUUAUUUGAACAAUUUAAAAGGAUUACAAAUAUUUAUUUCGCGGCUAUUUGUGUGAUUACAUUGAUCCCACAAGUUUCACCCUUGUCACCAGUUACUUCGUUACUUCCAUUAAUAUUCGUAUUGGUUGUGACAGCGUUAAAGGAAGCAUUUGAGGAUUAUCGUAGAUAUAAAGCUGAUAAAGCAUCCAAUUAUACCCAAUACCAAGUCUAUAGAGAUGGUUCAUUCAGGUUAAUUAAAAGUAAACAUAUUUGUGUUGGUGAUUUCAUUAGAAUUGAUAACGAUCAAGCAUUUCCAUCAGAUAUUUUAGUAUUAUCAUCAAAUCUUGAAGAUGGCAUUUGUUAUGUUGAAACUAGUCAAUUGGAUGGUGAAACUAAUCUUAAACUUUUUAAAGCCGCUAAAGAAACAAAUUCACUCACUCAAGAACAACUUUUAGAUUUAAAUGCAAAUAUUGAAUGUGAAUUACCAAAUAAUAAUUUAUAUAAAUUUAAAGGUAAAUUCACUCUUCAAAAUGAUAAUUCAACCUUUUCAUUAUCAGAAAAACAAUUAAUGUUAAGAGUGAGUGGUGCAAGAUUAAGAAAUACACAUUUUAUAAUUGGUAUUGUACUUUAUUGUGGUAAAGAUACAAAAUUAAGUUUAAAUCAAAAGAAUCCACCAAGUAAAUUUUCAACAAUUGAAACUAGAUUAGGUAGAUCGGUAAUUGGUAUUUUUUGUUUUAAAGUUGUUUUAGUAAUUAUUGCAACUGUUUUAUCAUCAUUAUUUGAAUUUAAUACUGCAAGAGAUUCUUGGUAUCUUCGAUCUGAUUUUGAUUCUUUAGGUUUUACAAUUGUUAAAAAUUUCGUUUCAUAUUUUGCAAUUUUAUCAUUUUUAAUUCCAAUGUCGUUAAUGGUAACUUUAGAAGUUGUAAAAGUUUCACAAGCAAAAUAUAUGGAAUGGGAUGUUAAAAUGAGUUAUAAAGAAAAUAAAAAAUAUGAAAAACAAAUUGAACAACCACAAGAAGAAUUAAAAAUUAAAAAUGAAGAUAAAACAACAACUACAACUAUAUCACCAAAUGGUGAUAUUGAAUUAUCAAAUAUUGUGGCAAAAAAAGAGAAAUCAAAGAUUUUAAAUAAAUAUAUGUCUGUAAAAAAUUCAAAUUUAAAUGAUGAGUUAGCAUUAAUUAAAUAUAUAUUUUCAGAUAAAACAGGUACAUUAACAGAGAAUAGAAUGUUAUUUUCAAAAUGUUCAAUUAAUGGUACUUGCUUUGAUGGCGCAAUGAAUCAACAACUAUUGGAUGAAGUUACAUCAAAAACUAAAAAUGAAGAAUCAAUUAGAGAAUUCCUUUUGAAUAUGUCACUUUGUCAUGCUGCAGUUUCAGAUGUUAAUGAAGAAACUGGUAAAAUCACCUACCAAUCUCAAUCACCAGAUGAAAUUGCAUUAUGUGAUUGUGCAAAAAUUAAUCAAUUUGAAUUUAUAAAUCGUACUUCAACUCAUGCUCAAAUUAGAGUAAUGGGUGAAGAUAAACAAUAUCAAUUAUUAGCAAUUAUGGAAUUUUCUUCUGAUCGUCGUAGAAUGUCAAUUUUAUUAAGAGAAGAAGAUGAAAAUAAUGAUAAUAAUUCAACUGAAACAACACCAAUUGAUGAUUCUUCAACAACUGAUAUUGACGGUAAUUUAUUAACACCACCACCACAAUUAACAAAUUUAAAAAAAAAAGGUAAAAUUAUACUUUAUUCAAAAGGUGCAGAUUCAAUUAUGAUGGAACGUUUAUCAGAAAAAGAAAGUAAUUCAGAAUUAUUAGAACAAACUAAAGAACAUAUUUCACAAUUUUCACGUGAAGGUUUACGUACAUUAAUUUUAGCAAAACGUGAAAUUUCUCAAGAAGAAUAUUCAAAUUGGUCACAACAAUAUCAUGAAGCAUCAACGUUAAUUCAUGAUCGUGAAGCUGAAAUGGAGAGAUUGAAUGAUCAAAUUGAACGUGGUUUUGAAUUGGUUGGUUGUACUGCUAUCGAAGAUAAAUUACAAGAUGGUGUACCAGAAACUAUUGAUUAUCUACUGAAAGCAAAUAUUAAAGUUUGGAUUAUUACAGGUGAUAAACAAGAGACAGCAAUUAAUAUCGGUUACUCUUGUAAAUUAUUAGUACCAGAAAUUCCAAUCAUUAUUAUUAACGCCGAAUCAACUGAAGAAUGUGGUACUCAAAUUAAGAGGGCAAUUGAAAAUUUCAUUGAUCCAGAAACUCAAGUUGAUAAAAAAGUUUCAAUGGUUAUCAAUGGUGAAUCUUUGACCUUUGUAUUAAAAGAUCAUAGUGCUGAUUUCUUAAAGAUUGCAGCAAAAUGUCAUUCAGUUGUGGCAUGUAGAGUCACACCACUCCAAAAGGCAUUGAUUGUACGUUUGGUUAAGAAAUCCACUAAAGAAGUUUGUCUUUCCAUUGGUGAUGGUGCAAAUGAUGUUUCAAUGAUUCAAGAGGCACAUAUUGGUGUUGGUAUUUUCGGUAAUGAAGGUACUCAAGCUGCCCGUGCCUCUGAUUAUGCACUUUUAAGAUUCCGUCAUUUAGCUCGUUUAAUUACGGUUCAUGGUCGUUAUUCAAUGGUUCGUAAUUCACUUUGUAUCAAAUAUUCAUUCUAUAAGAAUAUGGCAUUCUUUUUAUGUCAAUUUUGGUUCUCCAUUUAUUCAGGUUGGACAGCUAUGACCCUAUACGAUAGUUGGAUCGUUACCACUUUCAAUAUUCUUAUGACUUCAGUUCCACCUUAUUUCAUGGCAUUGUUUGAAAAAGAUGUAAAUGAAAAAAUCAUUCCAAAGAAUCCACAUCUAUUUAAAGAGGUUCAAGAUUGUCAUCUCUUCCAAUAUCGUUCUAUUUUAAAUUGGUUAAUUGGUGCACUAUAUCAUAGUGUUGUAUUCUUUUUUGGUCUUUACUUCUUUUUAGAUGGUAGUGGUGAUAUGGUUAAUCAAUGGGGUAGAAUUGGUGGUAAAGAAUUGGCUGGUAGUUUCUGUGCAACCUUUGCUGUGCUCUCAAUUCUCUUAAAGGCUGCUAUUGAAAUUAAACAUUGGAAUUUCAUCGUCCAUAUUGGUAUUUGGGGUUCCGUAAUUGUUUAUUUAGUAAUCUCAUUGGUUGAUAGCAGUAUCAUCACACAAAUUCCAAAUAUGUAUUGGGUUUUCAUUUACGCUUUACAUUUAUUAAAAUUCUAUGUAAUGGUUAUCAUUAUGAUUUUCAUUGCUUUAGUUCCAGAUUUUACUCUUAAAUUUGUUCGUAGACAUUUAUCACCAACUAAUUCAAAUAUUGAACAAGAAAAAUAUAUUUUAAAUAGAGGUAAAAAUAAAAAUAAUAUUGAUAAUGAUGAAGAAAUUUAA